AUGCUUGUUCCGCAUAACACACUCUUUAAAAUCGUCAAGCGCGGCCGAAGCCGUUUAAAAAAUCCUUUCUUUACUUUAGCUAUUGCUGCUGCUGCAAUUGCGGCGGUUACGGCGGCUAUACUACGCACUUUUACUUUCGAAGCUUCGCCCCUUCUUUUAAACCUUCUUAUUAAGCGCUUGCUUAUACUAACGACCGUCAAAGCUUUAAGCAAUUGUACCGUUGCUUCUGCCGCUAUCAACACCGCUUUCGAUAACUUCCUCGCCUUAAAUGCUACCUUUUUAAGAGGUGCUGCUAGUGGUCCGGGCGGUUUAGCGAGUAGAAGUAAAGGUUUUAAAAGUAGUCUCGGUAGCCUUGCAAGUUUUGCUCUUGCUCUUAAGACCUUUAAUUUAAAUAUAGCCUUUGUUAGAUUAAAUGGUUCUAUAGCAGCAAACCGUAGUCCGGUGACGCGGAGCGCUUCGAGCAUGUCACUCUUUCCUCUUGCGCUUGCCGCCUUUGUUGCUCUCGUCGCUUUCGCUGCUCCCGUCGCUUUCGCAGCUCUCGUCGCUCUCGUCGCACUCGUUGUCGUCGCUCCUUUUGCGCUAGUCGUUGCGCUUGCCGUUCCCGCGGCGGCGCUCGCCGUUGCUAUGACUUUUGCGAAGCGCCGAGCUAAACAUAUGCGUACUAUUAAAGCUUCUCGACUGACGCGCGAGCGUCUUAUAAAUUUAAGAGCUUAA
Messenger RNA from Drepanopeziza brunnea f. sp. 'multigermtubi' MB_m1, 714 nucleotides. Lineage: Eukaryota; Fungi; Ascomycota; Leotiomycetes; Helotiales; Drepanopezizaceae. The record is from RefSeq and is a predicted model, not a curated record.